AUGAAUAUCCCAAGCUUAACAAAAUGGGCUUGCCUCCUUUUAAUCAGUCUCACCAUUUUCAGUUCUUGCCAUGCAAAAGAACUACAACCAUCCUCUGUUUCUGAAACAUUUAACAAUUUCUUGAAUGUAACAAUUCAAUGGAGGAAUCACCAGAGACUGAAAUCCCAAGACUUCAAAAUGGAAUUCAACCUUCCAAUAAUGCUAGCUGGAGCUCUGAGCUUUGUGGCAGCAUCCAUUUCAAGUGCUGGUGGAAUUGGCGGUGGCGGUUUGUUCAUACCAAUCCUGACCAUAGUUGCCGGUUUAGACCUCAAAACCGCCUCAAGUUUCUCUGCAUUUAUGGUCACCGGUGGGUCGAUUGCUAACGUUACAUUCAAAUCCGGGAUAUCUUACUGGAGACGGGAAUCAGAAUGCAAGAUGAUGAACAGAUCGAAAAACGGCGGAUGCCCACAAAAAAAGAUGGAAAAUGGGGACAUGGCCCUUGAGAAAUUGGAAGAGCCAUUGUUGCAUAAAGGUGGAAAAGGGGGUGGAUUUAAGGUUGAUGUGCCAUGGAUGAAGAUGGGGUUGUUGAUUGUGAUUUGGUUUUGCUUUUUUCUUCUCUAUCUUCUCCGUGGGAAUCGAUAUGGACAAGGUAUUAUCAGUAUAAAGCCAUGUGGAGGCGAAUAUUGGAUCAUAUCAGCAACUCAAAUUCCUCUGGCCAUAAUUUUCACAGCAUGUAUUUUGUAUGGCAGGAAAACCAGACAAGAUCAAGUUCAUGAGCAGGAAUUAGAAAGUGGCAAUAGAAAUGAAGGGGGACCAGACAAGUUCUUAUUCCCAGUUAUGGCACUAUUAGCUGGGGGAUUAGGUGGAGUUUUUGGAAUUGGUGGUGGAAUGCUCAUUAGUCCUCUGCUUCUGCAAGUUGGCAUUACUCCAGAAAUAACUGCAGCUACCUGUUCAUUCAUGGUAUUCUUCUCCUCCACAAUGUCGGCAUGUGAGUAUCUACUACUUGGAAUGGACCAUGUACACUCAGCGAUCAUCUUUUCAGUAAUAUGCUUCCUCGCGUCCCUCAUAGGCUUGAUAGUUGUACAAAGAGCCAUCGUGAAACACGGAAGAGCAUCCCUGAUUGUGUUUUCAGUUGGUAUUGUUAUGGCUGCAAGUACAAUCCUGAUUACUAGCUUUGGAGCACUUGAUGUCUGGAGGGACUACACUGCAGGGAAAUACAUGGGAUUCAAGAUGCCCUGUUAA
This is a messenger RNA of Oldenlandia corymbosa var. corymbosa, 1221 nucleotides long. The record is from the annotation of a GenBank genome assembly. NCBI's taxonomy places the organism in Eukaryota, Viridiplantae, Streptophyta, Magnoliopsida, Gentianales, Rubiaceae.